AUGUCUGACAUAAAAACGUUUGAGGUCGAAACUGCCUCUCGUAACCACACCUACCAAAUCGCUCUGAUUUUACUUUCAAUGGCUGCCGUUUCCUGGUAUCACUAUCGAGUUAGAAAGCAUUCCAACAGGGCUGCAUUUGCCAAGUUUGCAUGCGGGGCAUCGGCAAUGGCAUUGUGGAACGUUUUGCAAACUAUGCUUUGUAGCCAGGUGCUAUUUUCUGUGGCCACUAUGGUACGUUAUAAAAAAGUUAUCGAUGACGAAGGACCCAAGGUACCGUGGACGUAUAGCUCAUCACUCCACAAUGACGACGUCAAAUCCAAGAUCAACUACUUUUGUUUGUUGAAGGAUUUGAGAAUGACUGUGGUGUCGGUGAUAUCGGUAGCAUGUUUCUAUUUCCUCACGAGAACCGGGGUCAAGCAUUUGCGGGAGCACUCAGAAGAAGUCAGCGAAAAGGAGGAAAGGGAGUAUGAGCAGCAAUUUGAAAAAAGUGAGAGAAUCAGCAAGAGAGCAUUGAUCGCAACUCUGAUAUUAGUAUUGGUUCUCAGCACUCAAUUUAUUCCCGCGGGCUUGUUGCUCUCGUCAUCAUCUAUUCUUUACGAAUCCGAAUGGUUCGUAUUGCGCUACGACCAUAUCUAUUUCACCAUGUUUGCCAUGUUUGCCUUGGUGAACUGUCGCAUAAUAUACCGCUGGAUGAAAAGAAAGUCGAGUUUGUUUUUCAAGGGAGCCUUGAUGGUACCUCUUGGAUUUAUCUGGACCUAUUGCAGCUGCAUUCUCUUCGUUGCUUUGGCUGCAAUGAUUCUUUUUAACGACACUUUGGUGAAUAUUUGCACCCUCAAGUUCAUUGCGAAUGAUAUGCACGAAAACUAUCAGGUAACUCUGCAGGAACACCUCUACAAAAUAUCCACAUUCAGCUCGUUUGUGUUAGCAUACAUGUCGCAUACCGCGGGUCCGCAAGACUCGUUCACCAAAGAUUUUACGGGAAUCAGAGAUAUUUUUGAAAAUAGCUGGCUUGUACUCAACAUGGCGUACUUGGUGGUAUUGCCAUGGUUACUUUUUGUGGUGGUGGACCAUCGCUACAGUACCCAAAGAAAGCAUAUAGUGUAA
Messenger RNA from Meyerozyma guilliermondii ATCC 6260, 1104 nucleotides. RefSeq lists its product as uncharacterized. Lineage: Eukaryota; Fungi; Ascomycota; Pichiomycetes; Serinales; Debaryomycetaceae. The record is from RefSeq and is a predicted model, not a curated record. The transcript has a single exon. Bases 1 to 1104 code for a protein of 367 amino acids.